GAUUGCUGACCCUCGCAGGUUAAUAAGAUGGUGUCGUGAGAGCCUUCAGGUGCGUGGGCCGAUUCGAGAUUUUGAGUGGUCAGCGCAGAUGAGCCCGCCAAGUCCGAUUUGGGCCUGGGGCAUGCAGUGGCACAACUUGGCCGUGGAAAGCAGUGUGCCGCCUCUUCUACUGACACGAGCAACAGGCCUCCUCAAAAUGCCUCCUCGUCACAAAUGUGGGCGUUACAGCCUUUGACUUCCAUGAAGAGCUGGAGCGUGCAGCAAAUUCCACAUGCGACCGUCUUUUCCUCUCAUUGGUCGUCUUCUCAACACCAACGUUCCGGCAUCGUGGGAGAGUAUAAACCAGGGACUCUCCGCAUUUCUGGGCUCGCUGUUGCUCCGUAGCACUACCGCCGCCGCCGCACGUUUUGUGCCCCGACAGUCGUCACCAUGUUUCGGCCCAUCGCCGUCAUUCGCGAAACAUGGAACAUCUACACGCCAGUCGAACGGCGGAACAUCGCCGUGUACAUUGCUGGCAUCAUGAUGUAUAAAUUUGGACUCGAAGCAUUCAACGGAUCCGUUAUAGCCCUCGCGACAAACCGAUACGACGAGCUGGAGAAAAAGACGCAUGUUUCUAUUACCUUCCAGCGCGUGGGUGUAUUGACGGGUCUCAACCAAGCGUUUCAGUGUGUCGGAUCCAUCCUCAUUGCACCACUCAUCAAAAGAUAUCCAACCAAAAAUGUCCUGGCUUGCGCAGUGCUCAUAUUUGGAUUCAUGAGCAGUUUGCUGCUUAUCCUGGACGCUGCAACUGGUGGGAAGUUCGUGCCCACAGGACAUCCGAAAGGGGACUUCAGCUAUUAUGGUGACUACAAUACAGAUGGCAUGAUUCCUAUUUUUUGUGUUUGCGGCGUAGUGUACGGCAUGGUCGAACUCAUCCGACGGGUUAUCCCACGAGAUCUAGUUGGCGGACACAUCCAGAAACUACGAAGAAUGGACUCGUUGGUUCAUAUAUUCUACGAGAUCUCCGGCACUGCAGGCGCUUUCUGCACGGCGCUCGCGCUCAUUCCUCACUUCGGCAACAACUUUUCCUUCAUGAUUACACCUAUCUGCUUCGCCUCCGCGUCAAUCCUUUGGUUUUUUAUCCAGGAAGAUAGCUUGCCGAUAGACGCGAGGGCAUUGGUCUUGGAAAGCCAGCCGACUUACGUCAAGGCUGUCAUUGGCGGCUUCUACUUGUUCUUUGAGUCGGUUGGAACUGGAGCGAAAAUUAUCUUUACCCACAGAAAAUUCAUCUGGCUGCUGCCCGGAUACGCAGUUGCUCUAUAUGGGCAUCGAUACCUUGAGAACGCUAUUGCGCCUGCAGUCGCUCGACGAUACCUAGGCAAUUCGGCUUGGUCACAAAUCAUGGUUGGAGGUUCGAAUUUUGGUGAACUCUUGGGAGCACUAUUCGUCUUCAUGUUCACGAAUCUGGUCAAUACCCCAAUCCCAUGGCUUCGUAUUGAUGCGAUAGCGCUCCUCAUCGUCUGGUACUUACCAUACUGGCACCCACCGAAGAAUGACGUUGGUCAAGCCUGGAUUGUUGCGGCUACCUUCCUUCCCAUCAGCUUUGGCUGGGCCGCUGGUGACGUCUCACUCGCGGCUUAUAUUCAAGCCUCGCUUGCUCGCAUAGAAUCAAAGAUGCAGAACGUUUCUGCUCUCGGUGCGGUCAUGGCCUUCCUCUACAGCACCUAUAUCGUUACCUAUGCUAUCGCAUCCGUUUCUCUCGGUACGUACAUCGACCGCGUAUCGGACCGAAAUAAGGAGGAGAUCCAACCAGCUAUUCUCAACGUAGCUGGUGUACAAUUUACGAUUAUAUUUGUCUUAGUCAUGACCAGCACUUUUGUGCCAAAGGGCGCCUUUUCGUUGAAUCCUAAGAUGUUGGAUGAGGAGUUUUUGGAUACGGAUCUUGAGGACGAAGACUUGGAGUAUGUGCCUGGUGUGCAGGUCAAGAGUAAGCAGAGUCAUGAGAGUCACGAUAUGGUUAGUAGGGCGAAUAGCUCCUGAAUCCACCAAGAGUCACGACAGUCAUGAGCUGCUCAGUGGUCCACUUUUGCAUAGCGAUAUUGUAUAUAUCUCAUGGUACCAAGUUCAUACGCUUUUUACAAGCUCGUUCGAAUCUUAACAGCAGCCUGCCUAACACACCAGAGGAAUACCGGAACUGACUGAAGCUCAGAAGACGAGUCUCUAAUAUAGGACCACGGGGCACUUCAUGAACCCAAAGGAGAGGAGGUAUCAAGGGCAAAGUGUGCUGAAGAUCUCCCUGUUAUAAUAUGAGAAUGG
Cucurbitaria berberidis CBS 394.84 is the source of this 2295-nucleotide messenger RNA. RefSeq lists its product as uncharacterized. The record is from RefSeq and is a predicted model, not a curated record. The transcript is spliced from 2 exons. Lineage: Eukaryota; Fungi; Ascomycota; Dothideomycetes; Pleosporales; Cucurbitariaceae. Bases 430 to 2019 code for a protein of 529 amino acids.